AUGUCCGGAAGCGGAAGGAGCGUGAGGGGUCAAAGGUCAUUGUGUCCCCGUCACGCGCGGCGGGGGCUGGGCGGCGGCGAGCCCUAGGCGGGGUCGAGAUGCCGUCGGAGCGGUAUCGCUGGGAGACCCUGGAGGCGCUGAAGGGCUCCAGCAAGGGGCAGCUGAGCUACUCGCGGGACUGGCUGCUGCGGGGUGAGGAUAUUUUGGAAGGAUGCAGGUCCCCUCCCAAGUUGUCGUCCUACUCUGGCUGGGUGCUGGAUCGAGUGAUCUCCCAGUCUCUACAGGAAACACCUCUCUCCCGAAGUUCAACGCCCAAUGAAUCCAUUCCCCCUACAGAUGACCAGCCGCCCUCCCUUGCAAAGACCACUUCUCCUGCCAGCCAGUUGCGCUCCUCACCACUUUCAUCUGCAGCACCCAGUGAAACAAAGUUUUGGUCUCCUUGCCUCAAAAAUAAUGCCGAAUUUCUCAAGACCUGCAAUGAAGAGGGCAAGAGGUUUUGGAGAGAUUGUGGCAAUGAAGAUCUUAGUUUGCUGGAGACAGACCAUGAUGUCCAUCUUAUGGUUCUACCAUCUAAAGUUACAGAAGUGGAAGGCUGCAUAUGGAUGUACGAGGAGGUCCAUAGGUUGAAAGGAAAGGAGGGGCUCAGGCAGCGGCAGGAGCAGCAAGAGCAGGUGGUGAGAGCGGUUUCUGAUAUGGCGAGUGAGCAGCUGAAACGCUUUGAUGAGCUGAAGGAAUUAAAACAGCACCAGGAAUACCAGGACCUGCAGGAAGUGAUGGAGAAGAGCUCCAGGGAGGCCCAGGGUCAGCAGGAGAAGUUGAAAGAGGAACAUCGACACAGAGCAAAGAUUUUAAACCUGAAACUUCGUGAAGCAGAACAGCAGCGGCAGCGGCAGGAGGAGUUGGAGCGUCUGCGCAAGGAAGAAGGCCAGGAAAGGUUGCGGCGCCUCUAUUCCAUCCAGGAAGAGGUGCUGCAGCUUAACCAACAGAUUGACCCCAACUACAGACAUAAAGACUUGCCAAGGAUAGAUCUCUCAGGGUUCAGUAACCGUGGCAACCAGAUCUGCGGGCUCGUGUCAGGGCUCAUUCGCACCACUAGUGAGAGAGGUUUCCCUACUCAGGUAGAUGUAGCCAACACUGAGCGAGCACUGCAGGAAAUGCGAGGGUUAAUAUCUAGCAUGCAACAAGAAAUUGCCACAGCUUUGGAAGAGAAAAGGAAGCGGGAUGAAGAAGAGGAGAGAGAGAGGCAGAAGGAGUUACAGAAACAAGAGCAGCUGAAGGCCCAGACUCCAGUCCCUGCACAACAUCCGCGUGGAAAAGAGCAGAAGGAAGUAUUAGGACUUCAGGUUAAGGCAGAGGAGAGCACAAUGCAGUGGUACCAGCAAUUGCAGGAUGCCUCUGACCAGUGUGUUGCUUCCUUUAGUGGAUUGACUGACUGCAAAGACAAUCAGGUGAAGCAUAUCAGAAUGGAUCUCCAGAAAGCAGCCAGCAUCCCUGUGAGCCAGAUUUCUUCCAUAGCAGGCUCUCAGCUAAGAGAGAUAUUUGACAAAAUCAAUAAUCUUCUCUCUGGAAAAUCUGUUCAGUCUGGAGGGCGAACUGUGUCGGUGACUCAACAUCCACAGGGUCUGGAUUUUGUUUAUUACAAACUGGCGGAGAAAUUUGUGAAACAAGGAGAGGAGGAAGUGGCUUCUCACCACGAGGCAGCUUUCCCAAUUGCUGUGGUGGCUUCAGGAAUCUGGGAAUUACACCCCAGGGUCGGAGACCUCAUUUUAGCUCACCUGCACAAAAAGUGCCCCUACUCUGUACCAUUUUAUCCUGCGUUCAAGGAGGGGACUCCCAUAGAAGAGUAUCAGAGGAUACUUGGUUAUCAAGUUAAGGAUUCCAAGGUAGAGCAGCAGGAUAAUUUCCUUAAACGGAUGUCUGGAAUGAUCCGUCUUUAUGCUGCUAUCAUUCAACUACGGUGGCCUUAUGGAAACAAACAAGUGAGUCACCCUCAUGGGCUGGGCCAUGGAUGGCGUUGGCUGGCUCAAAUGUUGAACAUGGAGCCUCUCUCUGAUGUGACAGCUACACUUCUCUUUGAUUUCUUAGAGGUGUGUGGCAAUGCGCUCAUGAAACACUACCAGGUCCAGUUCUGGAAGAUGCUGCUACUUAUCAGAGAAGACUAUUUUCACAGGAUUGAAGCAAUCACCAUCUCUGGACAGAUGGGCUCUUUAAUGCGGCUUAAGCAGUUCUUGGAGAAAUGUUUGCAGCGGAAGGAAAUUCCUUUACCAAAGGGUUAUCUGUCUUCUUCCUUCUGGAGGUCAUAAGUCGGUUCCUUCCCAUUUUCAUCUUCACAGGAGUUCAAAGAAUUUCCUGACCUGGCUUCUUAUUACAUUCAGGAACAAGAAUACGUAGAAAUGUAAAUCUUACAUUUGUAUUUACAUGGAUGCUGUGGAUAUUUUCAACUGAAACAUUUUUACCCAUCUUUGAUCCUAUUUUAUGUUGAACAGAAUUUGGAGCUUCAGUAACUUUUCUCAUGUAACUUAUUUUGCAAAUUAUUUUAAGCCAUCUGUUUGCAUUUGAUUAGCUUUACAGACUCUAUUGUGCAGUGCAUUAUGGAAUAUGAGAGGCUCCUUCACAUCUUGAACAAGUACAGUGAAUAAGUGUCAAGUGCAUAAACUUGUCUAAAUGCUCCAUUAGACUUCAGGGUUUACUUACAGUAAGCAAUGGCUUUCAGGUGGGAAUUUUGCUCUGAAUUGAUCAAUCUGUCACAGUUUUACAUGAAAUUGCAAAUAGAAAUACCUCAGUACUUUAGUCAUAUUAAGAUCUAAAUGUAAGAAAUCCUUCUGUAAAACUUUAUUUUUGCAUUUUAUGUGAUUAGGUAUUUUAAAAUUAUUGUUUCAUUGUUAACAGCAUUGGAGCCCAUAAGAAAAUUCAUUUUGUAUCUGGCUGCCUAAAAAUCCAAAGCAGCAAAAGAGGUGGUUAUGUUAACAAGGCUGAUUUGAUGUCAGUCAAAUGUCACUUUGUUCUUAAAGACAGCAUUGAUCUCUUCAUCUUUUCCCAAGGAAGGCCUUAAAAUCACCAGCUCUUUUGUUUUAACUUAGAAAUUCUGAUUUUUCCUAAUGAUGCAGCAUUCCUUACUUACCUGGGUUAGACUUGAUUUUACAGCUACAUAGGCAAUAUGAUGGCUGCUGAAGAACAGCUCACUGCUUUUUGUUUUUUGGAUUUUUUUAAAGGCUUUGCAUGUGUGUAAUAUCUUUACUGUGAGGUUCAUGAAACUAGAAGGAACUGUGCAUCUAUGAUCCACCAUAUGAAAUCUAGCUUAGAAUCAGUCUGACCAAAAACAAAAAAAAUUGGUGUGCGUGUCUUCUUCAGUACUGAUAUUGUCCUAUCACAUGAAGAAAUUAGAAGGUACAGUCCCCUUGGCUUGUCUAAAGAUGAACUGAACUGUGGUAUUGACCUAUGUAGAAAAAAGCCUUUAUGACUUGGGCAGAUGUGGUUUGUAUUAGUUUUACUGCAGUUUGUGUAUAAAGUACUGUAAUAGUUUUGUACUAAGAUAUUGUAAUGGUGAAUUAUUCUAAGAAUGGUUCAUUCUAGAAUCUUAUUUGAAAAAAAUGUUAUGUUUAAGACUCUUUUUAACCUAAAGCUGAUGCAGUUUACUUCUCUCUGUGUGUGCCUGUGAUGGUGCCAAGUAAGUUUCUGGGAAUCCCUAAUGGGUGUCUGUACCAAUAUGUUAUGGGAGGUCAGAUUGGGAGGUGAUUUUUGACAGUUAGUGGAGUGCACUCUGCCCAAGAGGCCAGAUAGCAGUUACGUGAAUCACAUAGUAUAGAAUUUGUUUUUAAUCCAGAAUCUUCCUCCACCUUCCCUCACUGCCCUGCUCAUUGGCUUCAACUUCAGCCUGGAGGGACCACAUCUAGUAUUGAGCGGGUAAUUCAGUUUGCAUAUUUAGUCAAUCUUUGACCUCUUUGCUGAGGUUUGACAGCCUUGGUAGUGAAAGCUGACAGCUAAAGUGAGUUGGAUACCUAAUCACUGGGAACUGGGCUGUACGCUCAUUUUUUGUAGCCCACUUACCAGCCACCAGAUGGUAGCCACUUGCUUGCUGUUGACCUGGCCUCUGUUUGAAGUAGUAUCCUAGAAUCAACUAGACCUCUCCUCUUCUUCUCCCUCUCCCUUUGUAUAUUUGAUGAAGACCCUUUAAUUCAGAAAUAGUUCCAGUAAAGGCUGUUCUAGCAAAAUUAAUAGCAUUUUACACUGUCAUGUUUUAUUGGCAUUUUUUUGUCACUGAGACCUCCAAAAAUGUUUAUAGUCUUUAGUGAAGAGCAAGUUUUGAGAGAGAGGAAAUUAAAUGAAAAUAAGUAAAAACUCAGACAAGAACAUGAUUGUAUGUAUUUGAGAAAUGACCAUUGAGGCAAAGUGUUUCACAAAACACUGCCGCAAACACUGUUUAAGCAAUAUUAUAACAAGAUUUUGAGUAUCUAUGAUGAAGUCAUCUACUGAUAAAGCUUAUGCUACAGUGUUUAAUAAUAUGUAUUUGUAUAGCUUAAAUUUUGUAUCUUGAACUUUCCCAGGAAGUACAUUUUAAAAACACUGUCCUUGAUACAAGUAGACAUUUUUUUUUUAAAGUCUGAUUGCCUGGAGUUGGUAAUACUGAUAGCUGUUCUAGAAUGCUAUUAAAAGGAUGCAGGGGGAGAUUGUCAAAAGCACAAAGGACAGUUAGGUACUCAAGUCCUAUUAGUGCCUUGUAAAGUUUAUCUCACUGUGCCUAUGUUUAGCGCAGCAACCAUUCCUAUAAUGAACAAACCAAAAUGUAUUCAAUUACAUCUUGAAUAUCUAAUGCUUACUAUUGUGGCCAUCUUGGAUAAUGUUUGUUUGAUAAUGCAAAAUAUUGAAUAUUUUGGUUAAAUAUUACAGAUUUUGUGUAAGUUCUAGUAUGGAUCAUGUUUUAUGACAAUAUGCAAGGUAGGAAGCUUUGUAUAUUUUGGGGAUAUUGAUGAAGGUGCAUGUUUUUAUAAAUACUAUAAGGAUGUUGAGCUUUUCUGCCUUACGUAUGAAAUAGAUUGCCAUGACAUUUUGAAACUAUAUUUAAAUGUAGCAAUAAAUUUAUUUUUUAAAAUGCUUCCACUUAAUGUAUUUGCAUAACCAAAAUGUAAUACAUACCACCUUUCCAAGGGUAGUUCAUAAUUGUAUCUAGUAGUGUCUAAUGUUGUAAGUGAAGUCUCAUUUUUUUGUUGCAACUGUUUUUUUCCAUUUCUGUCAAUUUGAGUGUUGGCUAUCUUGCCUUACCCAGGGUAUUUAAAGAUCUUCUCAAUGCAAAAUGUAUUUACAUAAUCCCAAAUGCAUUGAAAGGAUUUAUGUUUCAAGUAUGUAUGCGUGACAUUCAUUUCAAAUACAGUGUAAAUGGGAACAUCUCAGACAUGAAAUAUAGGACCUGAUCCAAUUUAAAUUGCUAUGACUCAUGCACUUCCUUAGAGAGAAUGGUUUCCUUGCAGUCCUAUAGGUUCUGAUGCAAUAUCUGUGGAAGAUUAUUUUUUCUAAUUAAUUGCUUUAACAACUUGCACAGGAGCUGAAAGAGAAUGUAUGUUUGUGUUUUUUAAUAAAGAACAAUUUAUAUAUUAGCUGUU
Mauremys reevesii (Reeves's turtle) is the source of this 5597-nucleotide messenger RNA. It is a transcript of the gene GLE1, whose product is annotated as GLE1 RNA export mediator. The record is from RefSeq and is a predicted model, not a curated record. The coding region runs from base 99 to 2303 and encodes 734 amino acids. The transcript is spliced from 17 exons. Lineage: Eukaryota; Metazoa; Chordata; Testudines; Geoemydidae. Gene Ontology annotation, biological process: poly(A)+ mRNA export from nucleus; regulation of translational termination; regulation of translational initiation. Gene Ontology annotation, molecular function: translation initiation factor binding; phospholipid binding; inositol hexakisphosphate binding. Gene Ontology annotation, cellular component: nuclear pore; nuclear pore cytoplasmic filaments; cytoplasm.